GACAAUUUCGUCAAAAUUUUCGCCUAUACCAAAUUCUUCUUCUUCAACGACUUUUGAUACUUAGCAACUUCGAGGAAGCGUCGCGUCACACAGCCACACAACCAACACGCCAAGCAUGGCCCUAAUCAAAGGGAACGGCGGCCUGCUUCGAGACGACAAUUACACGGUACCGGCGUAUUUGGCUCCGGAGCCAUCACCAACCUUGGCUUGGGUACAUCGAGAAUGCUGCAUCGCGCUAAGGCAGCCUUCCACGACAUUUUGUCCAUAUGGACGGGCCCUUUACCAAGAACCGACGCCGUCUCCAAUUUGAACUCCCGUCUGCAUGGCUACGACAGGACCGGUGGAGGCAUGAUGGCUGCACCCACGCAGUAAGAGGGGAACGGAUGAGGGGUCUCGACCACGCUGAUCCCACAUGAUGAGCCAAGCAACACAUUCGCAUGGCUCACGUUGUAAGAGGAGGAAUAUUUCAUCAUUGGCAGAGGGGAAGGGAGAGCGAGAUUCUUCGGGAAAAAAAGAAAACACAGCAAGGUGCAAACCUGCAUCUUACUCAUGGCGUUUGCGAAUUUGAGCAUUGCGGACAGGAAGUUACGGCGCUGAUACGGAAACGAGCAUUUCAACAAAUUUCCUUUUUUGGCUGGCAAGAAACGAGUAGGAGGAAAUACACCAAGAGGCGGGAAGACAACAGAGCAAACCGCCCACACAAAACCAGCAACAACUUUGUGUGGGCACGAGGAUCAACACCACGCGGAGAGAGUGCGGAACCAUGGGUAUUUUGGACGGGAGGGUCCGCAAGGGUGGGAAGCAAAAGAAGAGACGGCGUCGCGGACUAUUCAACUUUAUUCGGGCGACUACGCCGACCACGGCACCGGGCUAGCGGCGGCUCUCCCCGGUCGAGCAAGACGAGACGAGACGGUGUACCCUCCAUCACGUCACCUCUCGCUCAGUCUUUCCUCUGUCUGUUCAUGGUCGGUCAGGUCGUGCAUUAGCCGACGUGGCCCGCGUCUGUCUCGGCUCCCGACUUUUAUCACCACUCACUCACACGCGUUGCGAUAAAAGCACUCAACGGUCUUCAACCGCAGACACUUGG
Molecule: messenger RNA, 1087 nt
Organism: Colletotrichum phormii
Lineage: Eukaryota; Fungi; Ascomycota; Sordariomycetes; Glomerellales; Glomerellaceae
Exons: 1
Coding region: 438-986 (182 amino acids)
Source: RefSeq, a predicted model, not a curated record